AAGGGAGACCGCAUCAAAACAAGAACAACAACUCAGAGAAAUGAAGAUGGGAUUCCUGGGGAGGACCUGUCUCAUUGUCUUGAGUUUGCUACCAGCUGUUUCUACGCAGGCAGAUGAAUGGACUGUCAUUGGCUCUGAUCAGCCUGUCAUUGCUUAUCCUGGUGAUGAUGCCAUCGUGCCCUGUCACAUUUCACCCAGAGUCAGUGCUGUGGACAUGGAAGUGAAGUGGUUCAGGGACGGAUUCAACACGCCUGUUCAUUUAUAUAUAAAUAAAAAGGAUCAGCCAGGAAGACAGGACAGAGCUUACCAGGGCCGCACUGCUCUCUCUCCCUCUGCACUGCAGACAGGUGAUAUCUCUCUGCAUCUGAGAAACCUUCAGCCCUCUGAUAGUGGUGUCUAUACCUGCUUAGCUGAUGAUGGAAGUUGGAAUGAAGAAGGACAAUCUGAAGUGAUAGUUGCAGCUCUGGGGACUCAGCCCUCAAUCUCUAUGGACUCUACACAAGGAGACGAGACCCGGCUGGUGUGCAGAUCAGAGGGGUGGAGCCCUGAGCCUGAAGUGAUCUGGAGAGACAGGGAUGGAAACGAUGUGACAUCACUGUCCAACACAACAGUGCAGAGGGACAGUCAGGGGAUCUGCAGUGUCAGCAGCUACAUCAAAGUCAAACAACAGUCCAGCAUGUUCUCCUGUCUGGUUAGAAGUAAAAUACCAAAACCAGACUGGGAAUCCAAACUCCACAUAUCCAGGGAUUUUUUUCCAGGAGUCUCUGGAUGGAUGGUGGCUUUCUUCUUGACUUUAGCUCUCGGUAUUGGAGCCAUUCUUCUGCUGGUGUUCCAAUGGAGAAGAAUGGAUGCCAUGGAGAGAAAGUUUGAGCCUAUGGCUGCUCAGCGCCUUCUUGAGGAACUUGAGUCUGUAAAGCGAGAGGUCCUUAAAUCAGAAUGGAAGUGGAUCCUCAGCUCAGCAGUUGACAGUUUGACUCUGGACCUCGAUACAGCACACCCACGGCUCACCCUGCCUGUGGAUGAGAAACGAGUAAGAAGAACAGAUGUCCCUGACAAUCCCCAGAGAUUUGAUUACAGGCGCUGUGUGCUGGGCAGGGAGGGCUUCACCUCAGGGAGACACUACUGGGAGCUGGGGGUGGGAGAGAAUACAUUCUGGAGACUGGGAGUCAGCAGAAAAUCUGCCCAGAGGAAGGGGGAGUUCAGCAUGACCCCCCAGCAGGGCUACUGGACUGUCGGGUGGGAUGAAGAUGAAGAUAAAGAUAAGUUCAUUGCUCUUACUGACCCGCGGACCCCCCUCUCCCUGAGCCUGAAGCCCGAGAAGUUAGGGGUGUAUUUGGAUUAUGACGAAGGGCAGCUCUCCUUUUACAAUGUGGAGACCAGAUCGCACAUCUACACUUUCACUGACAUGGAGUUCAAUCCCAAUGAGAAACUCUAUCCAUUCUUCUGGACUUGGGACGAGAAAACAGACAUUGCCCUGGUGUCCCCGGGGAAGGUGAAUGACCGGUCUUUCUUUCUUCUAAUCUGGGAAUGGAUUCUUGCUGCAUCAGUUGAUGUGACUCUGGACCCUGAUACAGCACACCUCCGGCUCACCCUGUCUGCAGAGGGGAAACGAGUGAGACUGGGUGCGACACAGCAGGAUCUCCCUGUCAAUCUAGAGAGAUUUGAUAACUGGGAAUGUGUGGUGGGCAGGGAGGGCUACACCUCAGGGAGACACUACUGGCAGCUGCAGGUGGGGGGGAAUACAGAGUGGAGAGUAGGAGUCUGCAGAGAGUCUGCCGAGAGAAAGGGGAAGUUCAGCAUGACACCCCAGCAAGGUUACUGGACUGUAGAGUGGUGGUGGAGUGGAGGUGAGUUCACUGCUCUCACUGUCCCCCGGACCCCCCUCCCACCGAGCCUGGGGCCCCAGAAGCUAGGGCUGUAUCUGGAUUAUGAGGAAGGGCAGCUUUCCUUUUACAAUGUGGAGACCAGAUCUCACAUCUACACUUUCACUGACAUGGAGUUCAAUCCCAUUGAGAAACUCUAUCCAUUCUUCUGGAGUAGGGAUGAGCAUACAGACCUUGUGCUGGAGUCCCCUGACCCUGUCAGCACUGCAAAUUAAACAGCUCAGACACUGUCCUGUUCACUUUCACUGACACUCUCUCUGCAUUCUUCUGGGCUGAUAAGAAGAAAUCCUCUCUCUUCCAUCCUCUUACCCUGAGCCCCUCCUCUUUAUUUCUCUAUACCCCCUUUCCUACUUUCCCUUCCUGUCUCCCUAUUUCCUUUCCAUCUCUUUCCUCACUGCUCUUUCUAUUCUCUCCCCUUGCUCUCUCUACUCUCCUUCUCUCAUCUGCUGCUCUUCUCCUUGCCCUCCAUCCUCCCUCUCCUCACCCCAGAUAUGGUUUUUUAGAAGUAGUGAGUAAUUGUUUCUUGAUGUAAGAAAUGCACAGUCCUUUUCUUCAGCUAUAGGUUUGGUGUAUUCAAUAUAUACAUGUUUAAUUCCAGAAGUAAGCUCAAAGCAAAACAGUACAGAUCACACUUUCAUCUGCAAACUGCACGGUACAAAACUUAAGUUCAAAACAAAACAUAACAGAACAAAAUAAUACAAUGCAAUACUGUAGGUUUGAUCCUCCAGGACUUUCUCGAUCGACAAGUCUCCAAUAUUUAGUCUUAAUGAAAGAGAGAAGUGAGCUGAGUGUACCUUGAUUAAGUAGCCACUGACCUCAGCCCCACCCUCCUUUCUUCUCUUUGUGGGUUCAACACCCUGGGCAACCCCCUGUGGAGAGUCUCAUGUAUGUUUCGUAAAGAAAACUGAUCCUGGCUCACACUGUCUAAGAUGGUGUUAUCUUUGUGUGACCCUUUGAUCCUUUAUGCUGCCUAAGAUGGUGUUAUCUUGGUGUGGUAUGAGCGCAUCGGUUCCUCCAGCAGUGUGCGAUUGUGUUUAUUCCAGUUUAUUCCAGUAGUCAGACGGUCGUCGUCAGUGCAAUGAAAUGCAACCUUGCAAUCUCGCAUUUACCAGUUAUUAUACCUCUUCUGAUAGUCUCCUUUUAAAACUAACAGAGUGUACAAACCUGCAAACAUGUAUCUCAUAUUGCAUUUAAACUUCUUUCCAUGUUAUCCAACAUACAUCACUUUUAGAAAUAAAGAUGGGGAGGGGUCCUACCAUGACAGGGUCGUCCCCGAGGUACCCCGAGCCACCUGCUGUCCUCUUCGCUGGGUAUGAACUCUGUAUACGCCCAAGUCUAAACUAUCAUGCUACUAUGGUCAUUACAAUGUGUGUAAGUAUUUGUCAUGCGUGGUAGUUAUGUGCCACAAGCUACAAAAAUAAUCUUAAAAGAGCAUGUUUCUCUAACAACUCCAGUCAUCUACUCCCUCUAUCUGCUCCCUCUGUCCUCCCCUGUCAUUUCUAUUUCUCCAUCCUCCCUCUCCCCUCAUCUUUAAUAUGGUGAUAUAGCUGUGGAAUCUAGCAGAUCUGGGAGCUGCCAGCAUUAGUAACUUUAGGACGGUAAGAGUAGUUAAAGAGUUAAACAUCUUCUUAUUGAACAAAGACCUGAACAGGACAACGGCCAAAGUCAUCACCCCAGAGAUCAACACUGAAACAAACUGAGAAUCAACAAGAAACUAGAACAGAAAAGAGUCGCCCCAUCA
Messenger RNA from Polyodon spathula (Mississippi paddlefish), 3624 nucleotides. RefSeq names its product butyrophilin subfamily 1 member A1-like. The record is from RefSeq and is a predicted model, not a curated record. Lineage: Eukaryota; Metazoa; Chordata; Actinopteri; Acipenseriformes; Polyodontidae. The transcript is spliced from 11 exons. The coding region runs from base 41 to 2098 and encodes 685 amino acids. Gene Ontology annotation, molecular function: protein binding.